Vombatus ursinus (common wombat) is the source of this 2164-nucleotide messenger RNA. RefSeq names its product synapse differentiation inducing 1 (gene SYNDIG1). Gene Ontology annotation, cellular component: intracellular membrane-bounded organelle; synaptic vesicle membrane; postsynaptic density membrane. The record is from RefSeq and is a predicted model, not a curated record. Gene Ontology annotation, biological process: synaptic vesicle clustering; positive regulation of synapse assembly. The transcript is spliced from 5 exons. The coding region runs from base 230 to 1015 and encodes 261 amino acids. NCBI's taxonomy places the organism in Eukaryota, Metazoa, Chordata, Mammalia, Diprotodontia, Vombatidae.
CGCGUGGGAGACCAGAAGAGCGGGGUUUCGCACUGACCUGCGCGCCCCGGCUUACUGUAGGGGAGCGGCGUCGACGAGGUUCUGCUUUCUGCCUGCUCUUCCGCUGAUUGCCCUGGGGUGCAGCUUCUGGGUCACCUUGUUCCUGGUAGGAAAAUGGGAGCCAUUAGGCAAAUGUGACCUGCAUUUUCAAGAUACCAGCUAAUAAUACUGAAGGAGAAGCAAAAACAAUAUGGAUGGCUUAAUUGAACAGAAUAGUGUACUAAUGAACAGUAAAAUCAAUGAAGCUGGGAAAAGGAACGGCUUAAUUAACACCAGAAACUUAAUGGCAGAGAAUAGAGAUGGCCUGGUAUCUGUUUACCCAACACCCCAGUAUCAGACUCACAUAGUGGGGAAUAUCUCAUCCCAGAGCUGCUUAGAGAACAGCAGGAAUGAUCCAGUGCAGCAGUUACUGGAUCCCAAUACACUUCAACAGACUGUGGAAUCUCACUAUCGCCCCAACAUCAUCCUGUACUCAGAGAAUGUGCUGCGUUCCUGGGGGGAGAGUGGCAGCUCGGACUGCUGUGAGACCACCUUUAUCGAGGACCGCUCACCUACCAAAGAUAGCCUAGAGUAUCCUGAUGGAAAAUUCAUUGACCUUUCCUCAGAUGACAUCAAGAUCCAUACUCUCUCCUAUGAUGUGGAAGAAGAAGAGGAGUUCCAGGAGCUAGAGGUCCUUGAGAGUGACUAUUCAAGUGACACAGAGAGCGAGGACAACUUUCUGAUGAUGCCUCCACGGGAUCAUCUGGGCCUCAGUGUUUUCUCCAUGCUCUGCUGCUUCUGGCCUUUGGGAAUUGCUGCCUUUUACUUGUCCCAUGAGACUAACAAAGCUGUGGCCAAGGGUGACUUCCACCAAGCCAGCACCAGUUCCCGACGGGCACUCUUCCUGGCUGUGCUCUCCAUCACGAUUGGAACUGGCCUCUACGUAGGAGUGGCUGUGGCACUGAUCGCCUAUCUCUCCAAAAACAAUCAUUUAUGAGCCCCUGGCAAAGGGAGUAAGAGGGAAGGACUCAGUGGAUGAAGAGAAACCAGAGCUGAGCUGAAGGUGAGAAGAUGAUCCCUGGUAUGGGGGAUCAGGAAGACAUGUGAUAGUGUUCAUUAUGAAUCACAAAACAACUCCAUGACGCCCUGACUUUUUCUAUCUGCAUUUUAUUUUCUUUCUUUUUGGCCUUUUAAAGGUCUUUUGCACCAUUGUGCUGAGCAGGAGACAGGAGAACCGAAUACUUUUAGAAAGAAGACUCCAGCAGUGAUCCCAAACUGUGAGGCACCUCUGGUUUGUUUCUGUCUGGCUAAAUAAUACUGUGUCUACAUGGCACGCAUAAGAAGCACUGCUAACAGUGAUAGCAAUAGGCAAACAGAAGAAUGACUCUGUUUCUGUGGACUACAGAGCUUCAGAGACAGAGAGUGCAAGGGAUACACCAUGACUUCAUAUUGGCAAUGCUUGAUCCCUCUUGCACACCUUUGAUACCCCCAGAAGAAAAUGAUACAAAAAUUAUCUCCCUAUCUCCUCACGUUUGGGGUGAGGGGCUGACCAGCUCCCAGGGCCUGUCCCCAGCUGACACUACCCCAUGAGCCAGCCCAGCCCCAGAAUGCAGGACCAGAAUAGCAUGGAAUCUGUCUUCAUCCCCACCACUGCUUCUUCUCCAUGGCGACUACAAAAUAAGGCCAUAAUGGGCCUUCUCUGAGAGUUUUUAAGUCAGUGAGAGACCAGGUGCUUCUGUGAAAAGAGGAGAAUGGCAAAGAAAGGACUGGACCUAAAUCGAAAAGAGGAGCAAAGCAUCCCUCCUAUGGACUCCUCCCUGUGCACAGCUGAGCCGAACACGAGCAUUGUAACCUCAUGGCAACAGAGCUUACCAACCCCAAGACUGGAGACUCAGCCUCAGAAUGAAGAAAUAUUGGGACAUUUAUUUUCUUUGCUUUGUUGUCACUCACCUCGAUGAUAAGCAUUGUACCUAGCUAUCUUGUGAAGGAGUUGAACGCUAUCCUUACUUUGUUGACUAAAUGAAUAGCUUAUUUUCUCUUCAUAUUUUUUUUAAAGUAGCAAUCAUUGCUUCAUGUUGCUCAGUUUAUCAGAUGAAUGCUGAGAAAGUAAUAAUCACAGCCAUUUUAAUACUGUUUCAUGUCUAUU